This is a messenger RNA of Drosophila busckii, 759 nucleotides long. It is a transcript of the gene Fdx2, whose product is annotated as adrenodoxin-like protein 2, mitochondrial. Lineage: Eukaryota; Metazoa; Arthropoda; Insecta; Diptera; Drosophilidae. Gene Ontology annotation, cellular component: mitochondrion. Gene Ontology annotation, molecular function: 2 iron, 2 sulfur cluster binding. Bases 1 to 477 code for a protein of 158 amino acids. The transcript is spliced from 2 exons. Gene Ontology annotation, biological process: P450-containing electron transport chain; positive regulation of oxidoreductase activity. The record is from RefSeq and is a predicted model, not a curated record.
AUGCUUGUCAUGCACACAAUUCGCAAUUCGGCGAGGCUUGCGCUGCGUAACCCAACAAGUGCCUGGCGAAAUAGCAGCGCUCCACUAAAUUCCAUGCGCACUUUCUCGAUGGGCCUGGCGUUGCGGCAGCAAGACGUUGUGAAUGUGACCUUUGUCAGAGCGAAUGGAGAGAAAAUCAAGUCUUCCGGCAAGGUGGGCGAUUCGCUGCUAGACGUGGUGGUAAACAAUAACGUCGAUCUGGAUGGCUUUGGUGCGUGCGAGGGCACACUCACCUGCUCCACCUGUCAUUUGAUCUUUAAGACGGCCGACUUCGAGAAACUGCCCGACAAGCCCGGCGAUGAGGAGCUGGAUAUGCUGGACCUAGCAUACGAUCUAACAGACACCUCCCGCUUGGGUUGCCAAAUCAUACUAAGCAAGGACAUGGAAGGCCUGGAGAUUCAUGUGCCGGCAACUAUAAACGAUGCACGCGCUGCGUAGGAGCCGCUUAUGUUCCUCCAUUCACAACCGUUGUUACAAAUUGUUACAUUUUCAGUGCUAUUAGGCGAUUAGUUAACUUAUGCAUAGUCGAUUUUUCAGCGAAACUUUGUGUUAAGGCUUGUCCCAUAGACAGCCAACCAACUCAGGCGGCUAUUGAAGAUUUGUGCAUAAAUGAAUUUUAUUCUGUAUGCCAGUGUUUUUAAGCUCAAAGGUACAAUCUACAGAUCAAUGUAAAUGUGUUCGUAAAUAAAUAAAUCUAUUUUCAUAAAAGUGCUUUGCAAU